This is a messenger RNA of Camellia sinensis, 420 nucleotides long. Lineage: Eukaryota; Viridiplantae; Streptophyta; Magnoliopsida; Ericales; Theaceae. The record is from RefSeq and is a predicted model, not a curated record.
UCUUUCUUGGCACACGAAGGCUGCCACCAUGUGUGAAUUUUCCAAGCAGGAGUUCAUUGGUGGUUUACAAGCUCUUGGGAUAGAUUCACUGGAGAAGUUCUGUGACAGGAUACAAUUUAUGCAUUCUGAGCUGAAAGAUGAGCAAAAGUUCCGUGAGAUCUAUGACUUUGCUUUUGGCUGGGCAAAGGAGAAGGGUCAGAAAUCUUUGGCAUUGGAUACUGCAAUCGGGAUGUGGCAGUUGCUUUUUGAAGAAAAGCAGUGGCCAUUGGUUGAUCACUGGUGCCAGUUCUUGCAGGUAGCCUAAUGGAACAUAUAUUUGGCAAUUUUUAAAAAUUUUCUACAAAUUUGCAUGGGAGCUAGUGAAUUAUCCUAACUUGUGAUGUGUAUUCGGUAAUCAUUAAUUCAUAUAUUCCCUGAGUA